AUGAAGAUUACCUCCCCUCAUCUGAUGAUAAGCAGUCUCGUUUUCAGGUCCAACCUCAGGCUGAUCCCGCUUCUGCUGCUGUUUCUUGGUCACUCUCGCGGGAUGCCACACGUUUUAAGAUUCGGAGGAAUAUUUGAAUCCAUUGAAAGCGGCCCUUCUGGAGCAGAGGAACUAGCCUUUAAAUUUGCCUUGAACACAAUCAACAGGAACCGCACCUUGCUCCCCAACACCACGCUGACCUAUGACAUCCAGAGAAUAAACAUCUUCGACAGCUUUGAAGCCUCCAGGAAAGCAUGUGAUCAGCUUUCCCUUGGGGUGGCGGCCAUUUUUGGCCCCUCACACAGCUCAUCGGCCAAUGCAGUCCAGUCCAUCUGUAACGCUUUGGGAGUGCCCCACGUCCAGACCAAAUGGAAGCACCAAGUGUCGGACAACAGGGACUCGUACUAUGUCAGCCUGUAUCCCGACUUCUCCUCCCUCAGUAGAGCCAUCCUCGACCUGGUGCACUUCUUCAAGUGGAGAACAGUCACUGUGGUGUAUGACGACAGCACAGGUACAGGUCUCAUUCGGCUGCAGGAGCUGAUCAAGGCACCGUCACGAUACAACAUUCGUUUGAAGAUCCGACAGCUGCCCACGGAGACCAAGGAUGCCAAGCCACUUCUGAAGGAGAUGAAGAAGGCGAAGGAGUUCCAUGUCAUCUUUGAUUGUGGACAUGAGAUGGCUGCCUGGAUCCUUAAACAGGCCCUGGCCAUGGGUAUGAUGACAGAGUACUACCAUUAUAUUUUUACGACCCUGGACCUUUUUGCCCUCGACAUGGAGCCGUAUCGUUUCAGUGGAGUCAACAUGACUGGGUUUCGCAUCCUCAACACAGAAAACUCUCAGGUGUCGUCAAUCAUCGAGAAGUGGUCAAUGGAGCGGCUACAAGCCCCACCCAAACCGGACUCGGGCCUGCUGGAUGGAUUCAUGACGACGGAUGCGGCACUGAUGUACGACGCCGUGCAUGUGGUGGCGGUUGCGGUGCAGCAAUCACAGCAGAUCACGGUCAGCUCUCUGCAGUGUAAUCGCCACAAGCCGUGGCGCUUCGGAGGACGUUUCAUCGGCCUCAUCAAAGAGGCUCACUGGGACGGUUUGACAGGACGUGUUCUCUUCAACAAGACCAAUGGACUGAGGACAGAUUUCGACCUGGAUGUCAUCAGUCUGAAGGAGGACGGGCUGGAAAAGAUUGGAACAUGGGAUCCUCCCAGCGGUCUGAACAUGACAGAGUCUCACAAAAGCAAGACAUCCAACAUAACAGAUUCUCUGGCCAACAAAUCCCUGCGUGUAUCGACAAUACUGGAGGAGCCAUAUGUGAUGUUCAAGAAGUCAGAUAAGCCUCUGUAUGGAAACGAUCGUUUUGAAGGCUACUGUAUCGACCUGCUGAGGGAGCUCUCUGGCAUCCUGGGGUUCCACUAUGAGGUGCGACUGGUGGAAGAUGGGAAGUAUGGGGCGCUGGAUGAGGCCACGGGCCAAUGGAACGGCAUGGUGCGGGAGCUAAUCGACCAUAAAUCAGACCUGGCAGUGGCUCCUCUGGCCAUCACCUACGUGAGGGAGAAGGUCAUCGACUUCUCAAAGCCCUACAUGACGCUGGGGAUAAGUAUCCUCUACCGCAAGCCCAACGGCACCAACCCCGGGGUCUUCUCCUUCCUCAACCCCCUCUCACCCGAUAUCUGGAUGUAUAUUCUGCUGGCUUGCUUGGGUGUCAGUUGUGUGCUGUUUGUCAUAGCCAGGUUUAGCCCUUACGAGUGGUACAACCCGCAUCCAUGCAACCCAGACUCGGAUGUAGUGGAAAACAAUUUUACGCUGCUCAAUAGUUUCUGGUUUGGAGUUGGGGCUCUCAUGCAGCAAGGCUCAGAGCUCAUGCCCAAGGCCUUGUCGACACGAAUAGUGGGAGGCAUCUGGUGGUUCUUCACCCUCAUCAUCAUUUCCUCAUAUACGGCCAACUUGGCUGCCUUCCUCACUGUGGAGAGGAUGGAGUCGCCCAUAGACUCAGCCGAUGACCUGGCCAAGCAAACUAAAAUCCUGUACGGUGUGGUGGAGGACGGUGCCACCAUGACCUUCUUCAAGAAAACAAAAAUCUCCACCUACGACAAGAUGUGGGAAUUCAUGAACAGCAGGAGGCAAUCUGUGAUGGUCAAGAACGUGGAUGAGGGCAUCCAGCGCGCCUUGACCUCAGACUAUGCCUUCCUCAUGGAGUCCACCACCAUCGAGUUUGUAACCCAGCGCAACUGCAACCUCACCCAGGUCGGAGGCCUCAUAGACUCCAGAGCCUACGGAGUGGGAACACCUAUGGGAUCUCCUUACAGAGACAAGAUCACAAUAGCCAUUCUGCAGCUCCAGGAGGAAGGGAAGCUGCACAUGAUGAAGGAGAAGUGGUGGAGAGGAAAUGGCUGUCCUGAGGAGGAGAGCAAAGAGGCCAGCGCUCUGGGGGUGCAGAACAUCGGCGGGAUCUUCAUCGUGCUGGCUGCAGGACUGGUGCUGUCAGUGUUUGUGGCAGUAGGGGAGGUGCUUUACAAGUCAAAGCAGAACGCCCAGCUGGAAAAGCGAUCAUUCUGCAGCGCCAUGAUGGAUGAGCUGCGUGUGUCACUGAAGUGCAAACGUCGUCUCAAACAGAAGCCUCAGCCGCCCGUCAUUGUCAAGACAGAGGAGGUCAUUAACAUGCACACGUUCAACGACCGCAGACUUCCAGGAAAGGAAACCAUGGCAUGA
Molecule: messenger RNA, 2742 nt
Organism: Anoplopoma fimbria (sablefish)
Lineage: Eukaryota; Metazoa; Chordata; Actinopteri; Perciformes; Anoplopomatidae
Product: glutamate receptor ionotropic, kainate 2-like
Exons: 16
Coding region: 1-2742 (913 amino acids)
Biological process (GO): modulation of chemical synaptic transmission; monoatomic ion transport; synaptic transmission, glutamatergic
Cellular component (GO): plasma membrane; kainate selective glutamate receptor complex; presynaptic membrane
Molecular function (GO): transmitter-gated monoatomic ion channel activity involved in regulation of postsynaptic membrane potential; kainate selective glutamate receptor activity
Source: RefSeq, a predicted model, not a curated record